AUGGCGCCAGAGAUCGGAAGUCUCAGAGCCCUUGCCAACGGGGAAAGCCAGUUUGUCGGCAGUUCCUCAGGCGUCUUCUUCAUCAACACCGUUAGGAGGGCCUUCUCAACGGCCGAAGGCACUGAGGCAGACGAUGGGCGUCACGCUGUCGGAGCGGAUACUCGCGAUGACCCAACCCCCGAGGAUUGCAUAGUAGGCGACAGCGACAGAAAUGACCAACAGUCUUCGGGAGGGAGGCCCGAUUGCCGCAGCGCUGGUCGACCGGCCCAGGAAUCAGAUGCUGAGACCUCACCGCUCCCAUCAGGCAUGAAUAUCAUGACUGACAUGAGUUCUUUGCCUGAAUAUACAGUUGCUAGGGACCUGGUCCUUACGUACUUCCGAAUAUGGCAUCCUUUGGUUCCCUUUUUACAAGGACCAGAAUGCCUGGCAAAUCUGGAAAAUCUCUAUGCACCUGACUUCAAUAAGCGCAGUUCGAGAUCGCUCUGCCAAUUUGUCACCUUCAAGUGCAUCUUGAACGUUGCUAAGCUUGACAUAGAUGGACCGCUUGAUCUGGGGUCAGCGAUCAUUCGUUCGCCUUCCGACCUCUUACCAACUCUGAGCAUAUUGGCCCUUCGUUGCGACACAAUCUCCAUCCAAGCGCUGCUAGCAUCUCAAGUCUAUUUCGUUUCCACAAUGUCGCUCCGGCAUGCAUCUUCUGUAAGUGGCUUGCUAUCCAAGUCAAUCUUUCAGUCGGGCAUGCACAGGUGUCCAGUCCGGUACGACCAUCUGUCUCCGGAUGAGCGCUCAAUGCGGAAACGCAUAUUCUGGAGCUUUUAUGUUCUCGACCGUUUCAUCAGCCAGUCGCUGGGGCACCCGAACGGUAUUCAAGACUCGGACAUUGACGUGUGCCCGCCAGGCCAGCGAGAUCUCCAUGAACCAGUUUCGAAGUCAGAUCUGCAUGGCCAAGCGGAGAACACCAUCCUACACCUACCGGCAAACCACCCCGAACGCUUGGCAUCAUCUCCACCAGGUCGUAAUCAAAGCACAGAGACCUCGCCCGAAGUAGAAGAAGAGCAAGACCGACAUGAGAAAGCCGGUGGUACCGGCCCUCCGGCAUCAAGCAUGUCACCCAAGGCUGCCGCGAUUAUGCGCCACCGUCAAGAAACACAAGCUGUUCUGGCCCAUCAUGUUCGGCACUCACAGCUAGUGGGAAGAGUUCUGGAAGUCUUCCACAAGUCUAUUCACGCCAGGGACAUGGAUAACCAAACGAUCCUCUUUCUCAAGGCGGAUGUGACGGCCUAUGGUAACGAUCUCACAGAGCCACGAUUCAGCCCAGCCUUACGAGACAUACCACAGCUUACCCCAGAUCCCACCGUAUUUCCCUUUAUCAGUUACUAUUACACGAUACUUCUACUGAAUCGCCCCUCACUUUCACUUGACUCGAGACAUGCAGAGUUCCGUGAUGCAUUACAGACUUGCAUCAGUGCUGCCUACGCGAUAAUCCGCAUCAUUGAGCAGUAUUCAGACUUGGGAGGUCCUCUAUUCUGGCCUGGAUACAUGUCAGGUGUUUGGAUGAGUGGUCUAGUGCUGGCUCUAGCAGCUCGACUCAAAGUUUGCAAUGUCACGAAAGCCAAAUCAGGAAUCGACUCUUCGCUUCAACUGUUACAUAAGUUGACAAAACGAUGGCCCAUGGCCCGGCAUUGUAGAGAAGUACUCUCUGUGCUACUCCGAGGCAUUGAAGAAGGGCCCAGAGCACAUAAGAGAGCACGAAAAGAUACGGCCGAGGGCUCAAAUCAUGGGGACGGCUCUCGCUCUACGAAUCAUGGUCAUGAUGUUACACAAAAGCGUGCCAAGCGAAACAAGGGAAGGAUAACAGGCGCUGAUAAUUCUAGGCGACAAGAUCAGCCUGCAAAUCCUGGUUCAAUACCUCCGCGGCGGCAACUGCCAAUGCCACAUGCAAAUCAUGGCGCUCAAAGUCCAUUUCUAAGAGAUGGUAGUGGCGUUUCAAGGGUUCAUGAAAGCCAAAGACAGAAUCUUUUCAAUUUUGAGACGCCUGACUUCAACCGAAACAGCCCCCCGCCGAACCAAAAUCAACUUUAUCAAGCAGAAGACAGCCAGCUUUUUUCGACGCCUGACUUGAACUUCUGCAAUAACAUCUCAUCCACGGGGUCUCAUUUUGCUCCUAUACCCACAACAUUUCCAGAUCGCAACAGAAACCCGUCAAAUCAGAUUAUGGACGGGCAAUUCGGAGUUGCUGACAGCUUCUUUGACAUAUUUGAUGGAGCUACUUGGGGUUCACUGCUGGACAUUGUAAAUGAUGCAGGUACAGAAACACAGUAUCAAUAUUAG
Molecule: messenger RNA, 2328 nt
Organism: Colletotrichum godetiae
Lineage: Eukaryota; Fungi; Ascomycota; Sordariomycetes; Glomerellales; Glomerellaceae
Exons: 2
Coding region: 1-2328 (775 amino acids)
Biological process (GO): DNA-templated transcription; positive regulation of transcription by RNA polymerase II
Molecular function (GO): zinc ion binding; sequence-specific DNA binding; DNA-binding transcription factor activity, RNA polymerase II-specific
Source: RefSeq, a predicted model, not a curated record